AAACGUGUGUUGGUGCAGUAAGCGACCGUUCCUCUCACAACAAACAUGGCGCUCAACCUUGUGGCAAAAGUUCACCCGGUGGUGUUUUUCACCAUUGUUGACUCUUACGAGAGAAGAAAUCCUGAUGCUCAUAGAGUAAUUGGUACACUUUUAGGUACCAUAGGUGUUGAUAAGGGAGCCAUUGAGAUAACCAACUGCUUCUGUGUUCCUCACAAUGAAUCUAAAGAAGAGGUAGCAGUAGAGCUGGACUUCGCUAAAGAUAUGUAUGAAUUACAUCGCAAAGUGAACCCCGGCGAAGUGAUCGUUGGAUGGUGGGCCACUGGCCACGAGAUCACUGACCAUUCCCUUCUGAUCCAUGAUUACUACUCAAGGGUCACCAACAACCCCAUUCAUCUUACUGUUGACACCACUCUGCAUGGAGGCCAGAUGAACAUUAAGGGGUACGUGAGUGCCAAUAUGGGGGUCCCUGGCCGCACUCCAGGCACCAUGUUUGCUCCUAUCCCAGUUGAGGUCAUCUCUUACUUGCCAGAAAUAGUUGGAACAAAUGUUGCACAAAAAAGUAAAUUUAACAGGCAACGUUUAGUGGAAUCUACUACUGACUUGCAUCAAAUUUCUGAAGCCACCCAAAACAUGGAAGCAACCCUUGAAGUUCUCAUUUCAUAUGUUGAUGACGUCCUGAGUGGAAAAGUACAAGCUGACAAUUACAUCGGUCGUGAGUUAACAAGGAUGGUAAACCAGGUUCCUAAGAUGUCUGCUCAUGACUUCGAGGAAAUGCUCAACACCAAUAUGAAGGAUCUCUUGAUGGUGAUCUACCUGUCUCAACUGACCAAGGUCAACGUGAGUCUCAAUGAGAAGUUAACGAUGCUGAUAGCCACACAGUAAUCUUUGCCAUCCAGCAUGUGAGGAAGAUCAUUCUCAUGCAGAAGAAAAAUAAUUGUUUAAAAUAUACUCUGACGUUCAGAAUUGUGAAGGAAAAUAAAGUCAGAUCCUCGUCA
Molecule: messenger RNA, 995 nt
Organism: Procambarus clarkii (red swamp crayfish)
Lineage: Eukaryota; Metazoa; Arthropoda; Malacostraca; Decapoda; Cambaridae
Product: eukaryotic translation initiation factor 3 subunit f1
Biological process (GO): translational initiation
Cellular component (GO): eukaryotic translation initiation factor 3 complex, eIF3m
Molecular function (GO): translation initiation factor binding; translation initiation factor activity; metallopeptidase activity
Source: RefSeq, a predicted model, not a curated record